Molecule: messenger RNA, 1532 nt
Organism: Musca vetustissima
Lineage: Eukaryota; Metazoa; Arthropoda; Insecta; Diptera; Muscidae
Gene: ari-1
Product: E3 ubiquitin-protein ligase ariadne-1
Exons: 7
Coding region: 9-1523 (504 amino acids)
Biological process (GO): ubiquitin-dependent protein catabolic process; positive regulation of proteasomal ubiquitin-dependent protein catabolic process; protein polyubiquitination
Cellular component (GO): ubiquitin ligase complex; cytoplasm; nucleus
Molecular function (GO): ubiquitin protein ligase activity; ubiquitin conjugating enzyme binding; zinc ion binding
Source: RefSeq, a predicted model, not a curated record
CUCUCAUCAUGGAUUCCGAUGAAGAUUCAUUUGAAAUGGAUUCUGGUAAUGUGUCAUCCGGUGAUGAUGGCGAUGAUGAUUUUGUUAUGGAUGUCAUGGAUGAUAUACCACCAUCGCAUGAACGACAAGCUGAAUCCGAUGAUUAUCAUUAUGAAGUUUUGACCACAGAGGAAAUUGUUCAACAUCAACGGGAGAUAAUCGAUGAAGUUAAGGGGGUAAUAAAGCUACAACCAACUGUCACACGAAUCCUUCUAAAUCAUUUUAAAUGGGACAAAGAAAAAUUGUUAGAGAAAUAUUUUGAUGGUAAUACCGAUGAAUUUUUCCGUGGUGCACAUGUCAUAAAUCCAUUUAAUAAACCUGCCAAUGCCAAUAAACAAAAGAAUUCAAAAGCCAAUACAGCUGAAGAAUGUGAAAUUUGCUUUUCACAAUUACCCUCAGAUUCCAUGGCCGGCUUAGAAUGUGGCCAUCGUUUCUGCCUAAACUGCUGGCGUGAAUAUCUAACAACGAAAAUCGUUACCGAAGGCCUUGGCCAAUCAAUUUCAUGUGCCGCCCACGGCUGUGAUAUAUUGGUGGAUGAUGUUACAGUUAUGAAACUUGUACACGAUGGUCGUGUCCGUGUCAAAUAUCAACAACUGAUCACCAAUAGUUUUGUCGAAUGCAAUCAAUUGUUACGCUGGUGUCCGUCCAUUGAUUGCACCUAUGCAAUUAAGGUAUCCUAUGUGGAAUCACGACCGGUCCGCUGCAAAUGUGGCCACAAAUUUUGUUUUGUUUGUGGUGAAAAUUGGCAUGAUCCCGUCAAGUGUCGUUGGCUAAAGAAAUGGAUUAAAAAAUGUGAUGAUGAUUCGGAGACAAGUAAUUGGAUAGCGGCCAACACCAAAGAGUGUCCCCGGUGCAAUGUGACAAUUGAAAAGGACGGCGGCUGCAAUCACAUGGUGUGCAAAAAUCAAAAUUGUAAACAUGAUUUUUGUUGGGUAUGUUUGGGUUCGUGGGAGCCGCACGGUUCGGCAUGGUACAAUUGCAAUCGUUACGAUGAAGAUGAAGCCAAAGCAGCACGUGAUGCUCAAGAGAAAUUUAGAUCAUCAUUAGCAAGAUAUUUACAUUACUAUAAUCGUUAUAUGAAUCAUAUGCAAUCUUUGAAAUUUGAAAAUAAGUUGUAUGCCUCUGUCAAACAUAAAAUGGAAGAAAUGCAACAGCACAAUAUGUCAUGGAUUGAAGUGCAAUUUUUGAAAAAGGCCGUUGAUAUCUUAUGCCAAUGUCGUCAAACUCUAAUGUAUACGUAUGUUUUUGCGUAUUAUUUAAAGAAGAACAAUCAAUCAAUGAUAUUCGAAGAUAAUCAAAAGGAUUUAGAAUCGGCGACAGAAACAUUAUCGGAAUAUUUGGAACGUGAUAUAACAUCAGAGAAUUUAGCUGAUAUCAAACAAAAAGUUCAAGAUAAAUAUAGAUAUUGCGAGAAGAGAUGUACAGUACUUUUAGAUCAUGUGCAUGAAGGCUACGAAAAGGAUUGGUGGGAAUAUUUGGAAUGACGAGAUAUU